AAUGGAUAUCCAUUGCCAUCCCUACGCCCACCGGGUCCUGCUCGUCAGGCCUUCCCCUGACCUCCGCCGCCCCACCGAAUCAGCGCCGCCGUAACCGCCAGCGUCACCGCGCAAUGAGAUCCCGCGGCUUCUUAUGCGUCGCGUCGCGUCGCCCAGACCAGCCGCGGCCCUACUCCGUCCAGCGCGCCCUCGAGGGCCUCCGCCCCUGCCUCGUCCGCCCUCGCCGCGCCGGCGCCCGCUCGAAUCGAGCACCCGCCGACUUUCCUUGCCCGCGAACACCUCCCUCUACAAAAGCAUAUGCCGGGCAACCCCCAGCGAGUUUGCCCAUGGACCUCUUGGAUGCCCCGGAGGUGAGCUUCCCGCGCCGGAGAUCAAGAUCGUCGCCGUCUUCCCCACCGCCGGCAAAAGUUGCCUGCUACCGCGUCUCACGUGCUCAGAUUAUGGACUUGGUGAACCGGUUUAAGAUGACAAGGUUGCCAUCGUGGGAGAUUGUGAGCUCCGGUGAGGUGGUGUUCUUGAUUGGUGUAUCCCUAUUUGCAACCCACGCAGAAGUAAAUUUGGGUACUGUAUUGAACCAUAUGCCAAGGUACCAGUUGGUAGUGUCUUGGGAGGGUUUGCUGCUGCUUUUGUUGAAGAAGCCAAGCGCAUACCUGCCAUUUUUGGAGACGAGCUUUGCGUUGACAGCAAGUGCUUGGCCGGCCAAGAUGGUGUCCAUCGAGGCAGAAUUUGCUUGGGUGCACAGGAAGAGGAGCAAGGUGAAAUCUAUGAGGAGAUGCAUGAUGAACUGAAGAGGAUGGCAAACCUGAGGAUGCCAGAUACUACAGAUAUAAGUGCUCAAGCUUCAAUUGUCUGGUCAUAGCAGUAAAAGGCACGGUGGAGCCAAAAGUCAAGAGUUCAUGACAACCAUACAAACCGGUGGAAAACUGUGAAGCAUCAAUGGUCUUAUUCUGGACUCCUUGCUUUGACAGCAGUGAAAAACUUGCUUUGGACUGGGUUUGCGUGGUGGAGACUCUAGAAUGGAGAGGAAAGAGACAUGCGUGGGCAUGAUCAAAGUAUUGUCUAUCACAACAUGACAAGUAUGUGGACACUUCAGGCGCUAGCUUGGUCUUAAGGUGCCAUAUUUUUAAGGAAAAAUAAACGCCAGUUAAUACAAGUCAUGUUAAGUCUUUUGUUGGUAUUAUACACUGCUGUAAAGUGUUCUUUUGAUCACACUGUUGGUAUUCUUUUGUGUAUUAAAGAGGGCAACAACCAUGACAUAUUUCAGUUUAUUUACUAGAAAUAAUCUUGUACCUCUCACGAGGCUACAACUCUGUAGCUGAUCUGAUUGCUUUUACUUCUGUAUAUGCACUUCACUAUGUAAUCUCACGAACUUCUGUUAUUUCCUUUCCUGUAUUGGCACUUAUCAUUUGGGAAAAAGAAAGCCUUAUACCUAUUGUCAGUCAUGUCUCUCUGUCCAAAGAAAUCUAUUAAUUUUUUCUAUA
Messenger RNA from Aegilops tauschii subsp. strangulata, 1481 nucleotides. The record is from RefSeq and is a predicted model, not a curated record. Lineage: Eukaryota; Viridiplantae; Streptophyta; Magnoliopsida; Poales; Poaceae.